Messenger RNA from Danio aesculapii, 3870 nucleotides. RefSeq names its product homeobox protein TGIF2. The transcript has 3 exons. Gene Ontology annotation, biological process: regulation of transcription by RNA polymerase II. Gene Ontology annotation, molecular function: RNA polymerase II cis-regulatory region sequence-specific DNA binding; DNA-binding transcription factor activity, RNA polymerase II-specific. The coding region runs from base 214 to 1347 and encodes 377 amino acids. The record is from RefSeq and is a predicted model, not a curated record. NCBI's taxonomy places the organism in Eukaryota, Metazoa, Chordata, Actinopteri, Cypriniformes, Danionidae.
UGUGUGGAGGAGCAGAGCUGCAGGUAAACGCCUGUUUGUCAACAUCAUUAUCUAAUGAGUAAAUGAGCUGAUUACUGGAGCUUCACUCUCAUCCGACUCAAUACAGCUGUGUGUGUGUGUGAGAGAGAGAAACGCACACACACUCCGUUUAACGAGCGCCGCGUUUCCACACCAGCAACUUCAGCAGUGUGCGUUUUAUUCCCCUGCACCAGGAUGAAGCCCAACAAAAGAGUGUUUGAGGAGGAUCAUCACGGAGACACAGAGUUUUCUGCCAUGUCUGACAGUGACCCAUGUGAAGACAGUGACGGUUUCCCGCUCAAUCUGUCUACCAGCGGCAGGAGAAGCGGAUCUUCUGCCAAACGGCGGCGGAGAGGAAACCUUCCCAAAGAGUCGGUGCAGGUGCUGAGGGACUGGCUGUACGAGCAUCGCUUUAAUGCGUAUCCAUCAGAACAGGAGAAACUGAGCCUGUCCGGACAGACACAUCUCUCCGUCUCACAGAUCUGCAACUGGUUCAUAAACGCACGUCGGAGGCUCCUGCCGGACCUGCUCCGGAAAGACGGCAAAGAUCCCACUCAGUUCACAAUGUCACGACGCACCAGCAAACCAGACAGAUCCGCCUCCCCAGAAUGCCACACCUCUUUGCCACGCCCCUCAGUCAUUUGCCCCGCCCCCACACUGGAUUUAAGACUGUUAGGCAAUACUGCGACUGCAAUUUUAGCAGGAGCCGGUUGCUUGCCAUCAUCUGGCAGCCAAGAUGGAGGCGUUCAGGCUUUGAUGCAGCUGGACACACGUGGUUUACUGAGACGAGAAGGUUUAACUAGAUAUCGGAGAGAAGAUCAUCACUUUACCAGUAUCCCGUUGUCUAAUACAUCCCUCUCAAGUUUGAGUCCGAUUGGAGUGCUUUUAAACACUCCACCUCCGACUCCUCCAGAACUUUGUCCUCAAGAUUUCAGCGAUCUGAAGCUUCUGGUGGACGCAGCAUUACAGAGAGCCGAGCAAGAAAACAGGCAACAAAAAGAGCAAACCACAAAACCAAAGGAGAACUCAGGAGAACUCGUCCUGAAUGACGACAGAUCCAUCUUAACACCUUCAAGGGAUGAGUCUGAAUCUACGACAGUGGAGAAUGCAGUAUUACCGGUGUCCAUUCCUGUUAUGAGCCACUCUUUCAGUGGUCUACCUGUUGAUCUAAGCACGGAUAAUAUUAUUGGGAAGAAUCUUCCAGAAUCUGCGGGAUUUUCAUCAUCUGGGAUGUGGAGCGUCCGGGGGUCUGGUCCGGGAUCCAGUGCAGUUUCACACACAUGGGUUUCACAGUAUGUGCGUAAUACAGUCACAGAGGCGGUCAACUGAUCUGGCCAGGAAUGACUCUCUUUUUUGGACUUCUGGUACUUUGUUUAUUUUUUUGUCGUUACUCUUUUUAGACUGGAUAGAAGAACUUUGGGACGUGCCUCCAACCUGUUGGGAUGGAUUGAUGGAUCACUGUGGGAGUAAAUCUAAUAGAGAAAUGAUUCAGAAAUGUUCCUGAAUGAGUUGCGAUUCUGUGUUAAAUCAAUUCUGCGUUUCGACUUUUGGCAGCAGAUGGCGCUGUUAGCUUUAGCUGUGUUUGCGUUGGUUUUGUGACAUAAAAGUAGAGGUGCAAGCACAUUUGACCAAUUAAAAUGCAUAACUCGGCCAUAUGGACAAGUGCACAUCUAUGGUAGUGUUUGUGUAUGGUUGCAUGCUAGAUCGGAGAGCCAUCUGCUGUUAAACACUAGCCUUGAACUAUAUUUGCUGUUAAAAACUAGCCUAAAGCACUGUCUGAUUGUAAAAAGUUAGCCUAGAACUUCAACUGCCGUAAAAAGCUAGCCUAGAGUGCUGUCUGUUAAACUAGCCUAGAGCACCAUCUGAUGUAAAAACUAGCCUAGAGCACCAUCUGAUGUAAAAACUAGCCUAGAGCACCAUCUGAUGUAAAAACUAGCCUAGAGCACCAUCUGAUGUAAAACCUAGCAUAGAGCACCAUCUGAUGUAAAAACUAGCAUUUAGAGCACCAUCUGAUGUUAAAAAGCUAGCCAAAAGUGCCAUCUGAUGAUAAAAACUAGCAUACAGUGCAGUCUGAUGUUAAAAUGUUAGUCUAGAGGGCCCUCUUAUGUUAAAAACCCUGCUGAAAAAAAAAACAGAUGACCGGCUUGACCAGCUUAGCCAGGCUGGGAGCCCAGCCAAAACCAGCUAUGUCCAGCUUAGACCAGGCUGGUCAAGCUGGUUUUAGCUGGUCCCUCUAAAACCAGGCUGGUUGACCAGCUAAAACCAGCCAACCAGAUUAGGCUGGUUUAAGCUUUUUUUUUUCAGCAAGGAAGCAAGCCAAGAUAGCUAUCUAAAGCUAAAAAGCUAUCCAAGAUCUGGACUGAUGUUAUAAAACUAGCCUAAAGCACCAUCUGAUGCUAAAAACUAGCAUACAACACGAUUUAAUGUAAAAAUGCUAGCCAAAAGCGUCGUCUGAUAUUAAAAAGCUAGCCCAGAUUGCCAUCUGAUGCUAUAAAACUAGCCUAAAGCACCAUCUGAUGCUAAACACUAGCAUACAAUGCCAUCUUAUGUUAAAAUGCUAAGCUAAAGCGUCGUCUGAUGUUUUAAAACUAGCAUACAAUGCGCUAUGAUGUUACAAUGCUAGCCUAGAGUGUCGUCUUAUGUUACAAAACGAGCCUAAUAUGCCAUGUGACGCUAAAAACUAGCAUACUGCACCAUCUGAUGUUUAAAAUUGUAGUCUAGAGUGCCAUCUGGUGUUAUAAAUCUAGCCUAGAGCACCACCUGAUGCUAAAAACUAACAUACAGCACCAUCGGAUGUUAAAAUGGUAGUCUAAAGUGCCAUCUGGUGUUAUAAAUCUAGACUAGAGCACCAUCUGACGCUAAAAACCAGCAUACAGCACCAUGUGAUGUUAAAAUGCUAGUUUAGAGCGCCAUCUGAUGUUAUAAACCGAGCCUAGUGUCAUCUGAUGCUAAAAAAAAGCUAGCCUAGGGCGGCAUCUGUUGCUAAAAAGCUACCCUAGAAUCCUAUCUGCUGUUAAAAACUAAACUCCAAGUCGAUUCCAAAGAGAAUGGCGACUCAUUCAGAAAAUCUCAGUUGAUUCAUGAAUCAUUUCUGUAUUUGAUUCCUCAUCUCCACAGGUCUGAGGGACUGAGCUUGCUAUGUAUUCGGUUCGCCUCCAGCAGGGGCAGUGAAGCUUCUCUCUGCUCUCGUCUGCAUUUUAAAAGACAUUUUUAUACUUUUUAAACCAAAAGCUUUUAACUUUAAACAAACUACAUGAAAUAUAAAGGGCAUCCGUUCUAAAUGCUCUCGAACAAUAAUAAUAAUCCAGCAUUUCAGACUCUGGAGAACAGGUAGACGUUCUGUCAGGUGGAAAUAUAACCAGCGACCUCCAAACUCAAGGAAACCUGCGCAUCUCAGGUUUACCAACAACAGCCAAGAGAUCUUCAGUUCAACGUGGCCUUGCUUUGCUUUUGCUAAAUACUUUUAAACACUCUAAAAUGAACUAAAUGCUGGGUUGAUUUAACCCAAUGUUGAGUCAAAUAUGGAUAAACUCAAUCUUUGGGAUUUUUUUGGGUUUACUAACAUGAACAAGACAUUCAUUUAAGCAUUUAUUUAUGUUUGUUAAUGAAAAACCCAGUAGUUCAUGUUAACAGUGCAUGAACUAAUGUUAACAAGCGCUUGGGUUUAGGUUUUAUUAAUGCAGUAAUAAGUGCUGAACAACUAUGGGUGAUUGUAUAUGUUAGUAAAACAUUAUCAUUAACUAUCCCAUAUUAUAAAGUGUUAUCGAAAUAAAUUUAACCCAACGGUUUGGUAUGUCCAUAUUUAACCCAAUUUUGAGUCAAAUAUAGACAAACCCAAAAGUUGCAUCUAAA